Ilex paraguariensis (yerba mate) is the source of this 2885-nucleotide messenger RNA. Lineage: Eukaryota; Viridiplantae; Streptophyta; Magnoliopsida; Aquifoliales; Aquifoliaceae. The record is from the annotation of a GenBank genome assembly.
GCGUGGCGAGCUCUGAACCGCCAUGCCCAAACCGCAUUCAAGUAAAUAUUUGCGUAUGCGACGAAUCCAAUUAUAAGCAUAGUUUGUUUCUCUGUCUCUACCGCCUUCCUUUGGUUCUCAAUCAUCUCCACUCUAUAUCAAGACUAGAGAGAGACUUUAUCUACUCAAACUCUCUCUCUCUCUCUCUGCGAUUUGAAGGGUUAGGGUUUCAUCGCACCUCUAAUCCUCAGAUUAUAGCUCGAGGAACAGAUUUUUAGUGGAGAUGACGAUGAGCCAGAUGAAGACCAUAGAGUUGGAGGAGGGAUGGGAAUUCAUGCAAAAGGGAAUCACAAAACUAAAAACAAUUUUGGAAGGGCAUCCAGAGCCGCAAUUCAGCUCAGAGGAGUACAUGAUGCUCUAUACUACCAUCUAUAACAUGUGCACUCAGAAACCUCCUCAUGAUUAUUCUCAGCAGCUUUAUGAACAAUACAAGGAAUCAUUUGAUGACUACAUCCAUUCAUUGGUAUUGCCAUCGUUAAGAGAGAAGCAUGACGAGUUUAUGUUGAGGGAACUUGUGAAAAGAUGGGCAAAUCAUAAAGUUAUGGUUAGGUGGCUUUCACGAUUUUUCCAUUAUCUUGAUCGCUAUUUCAUCGCUCGAAGGUCACUUCCUGCACUUAAUGAAGUCGGACUCACAUGCUUCCGCGAUCUGGUAUACCAGGAGUUGAACAAUAAAGUCAGAGAUGCUGUUAUCACUCUGAUUGAUCAAGAACGCGAGGGAGAGCAGAUUGACAGAGCUUUGCUGAAGAAUGUCCUAGAUAUAUUCGUUGAAAUUGGAAUGGGACAAAUGGACUGCUAUGAAAAUGACUUUGAGGAAUACAUGCUUAAAGGCUCUGCUGCUUAUUAUUCACGAAAAGCAUCAAAUUGGAUUGUGGAAGAUUCUUGUCCAGAUUACUUGUUGAAGGCUGAAGAAUGCUUGAAAAAGGAGAAGGAUAGAGUAUCUCAUUAUUUGCACUCAAGCAGUGAGACAAAGCUUUUAGAGAGAGUGCAAAGUGAGUUGUUGGUAGUAUAUACCAGUCAAUUGCUUGAAAAGGAGCAUUCUGGAUGCCGUGCAUUGCUGAGAGAUGAUAAGGUUGAGGAUCUCUCUCGCAUGUAUAGGCUCUUUGUUAAGAUUCCUAAAGGAUUGGAUCCGGUUGCUAAUAUAUUCAAACAGCAUGUUACUACUGAAGGGACAUCCUUGGUCCAACAGGCAGAAGAUGCAGCAAGUAAUAGGGCUGAUAAUGUCGGUGGUCCGCAGGAGCAGGUUUUUGUCAGAAAAGUUAUUGAGCUACAUGACAAGUAUAUGGCCUAUGUGAAUGAUUGUUUUGCAAACCACUCUCUCUUUCACAAGGCCUUGAAAGAGGCUUUUGAGGUAUUUUGCAACAAGGUUGUUGCAGGGUGCUCAAGUGCCGAGCUGCUGGCUUCAUAUUGUGAUAAUAUCCUUAAGAAGGGCGGGAGUGAGAAAUUGAGUGAUGAAGCCAUUGAGGAAACACUAGAUAAGGUGGUCAAGCUCCUUGCAUAUAUCAGCGACAAAGACCUUUUUGCUGAAUUUUACAGGAAAAAGCUCUCACGACGACUGCUUUUUGACAAGAGUGCUAAUGAAGAUCAUGAAAGACUUAUCCUGACAAAAUUAAAGCAGCAGUGUGGUGGACAGUUUACAUCAAAGAUGGAGGGGAUGGUCACAGAUUUGACGUUAGCGAAGGAUAACCAGAACAACUUUCAGGACUAUCUUAGCAACAACCCAAUUGCCAAUCCUGGGAUUGAUUUGACUGUUACUGUUCUCACGACUGGAUUCUGGCCGAGUUAUAAAUCCUCUGAUCUCAGCCUUCCUGCAGAGAUGGUGAAGUGUGUGGAAGUUUUCAAGGAAUUUUAUCAAACAAAAACAAAACAUAGAAAACUUACAUGGAUAUACUCGCUGGGGACUUGCAACAUAAAUAGCAAAUUUGACCAAAAACCUAUAGAACUGAUUGUGGGAACCUAUCAGGCGGCAGCCCUUCUUCUAUUCAAUGCUUCAGAUAGACUGAGUUACUCAGAUAUCAAGACUCAGUUAAACUUGGCUGAUGAAGAUUUAGUUAGAUUGCUCCAGUCUCUCUCAUGCGCCAAGUACAAGAUUCUGAUUAAGGAGCCCAACACUAGAACUGUUUCUCCAACUGACAAUUUUGAGUUUAAUUCCAAGUUCACUGACAGGAUGAGGAGGAUUAGGAUUCCUCUCCCACCGGUGGAUGAAAGGAAGAAGGUAGUCGAAGAUGUUGACAAGGACAGACGUUAUGCUAUUGAUGCCUCGAUUGUGCGCAUAAUGAAGAGUCGGAAAGUUCUGGGUCAUCAACAGCUAGUUAUGGAGUGUGUUGAGCAGCUAAGCCGCAUGUUCAAGCCUGAUUUUAAGGCAAUCAAGAAGCGGAUUGAAGAUUUGAUAACACGGGAUUAUUUGGAAAGAGACAAGGAGAAUCCAAACUUGUUCAAGUACUUGGCCUGAUGAGGCAUACUAGUAGAUCUUCAACUCCAAGCGAUGGCAUCUACAUGAAGUGAAAUGUACUACGAACUGCCAUGUUUCAUGUUUUUAGUUUGGUGGCGUCUUCAAGCUGGUGGUCGGGGUUUGGAGGUGCCUACUCCAAUUCUUUUACUUAUACCUUUAUAUAGCCAGUUUUGUGCAGUUAACUAAUAUCAUUACCUUUAUUUUAAGGGCAUUAGAAAGUUGAUUGCUAGCUGCAUUAUGGCACUAUGGCCAUGCUACAUCUUCAAACUUAAUUUACCGCAAUGCCCGACUUUCUUGCCUCCUCCUUAUUGAUAUUAAUUGCUUAAGAUUUUAGAAAAAAGAAUUUGCAAUUUACCAUUUUGUACUUACUUUCAUCUCUCCGAUUAUUGCUGCUGCC